AUGACAAUUGUAAACAAUCAUACCGAUCAAACUGCCAGUUCAUUGCUUAAGAGCGAUCCCAAACUUUCGUCUGGCGAAGUAAAAGUCGAUACGAAUAAAUAUGGAAAAUUAGCAACCGAAGAAACAAUAGCAAAAACCAAGGAGGCAUUAGAAACCAAAGGUCAUCAAGUUACUGUGUUGAAUACAAGUGAAGAAGCAUAUGAAUUUUUGAAAAAAUUGAUUCCUGCAAAUGCCUCG
Messenger RNA from Entrophospora sp. SA101, 237 nucleotides. The record is from the annotation of a GenBank genome assembly. NCBI's taxonomy places the organism in Eukaryota, Fungi, Glomeromycota, Glomeromycetes, Entrophosporales, Entrophosporaceae.